Molecule: messenger RNA, 3065 nt
Organism: Epinephelus fuscoguttatus (brown-marbled grouper)
Lineage: Eukaryota; Metazoa; Chordata; Actinopteri; Perciformes; Serranidae
Product: cytosolic sulfotransferase 3-like
Exons: 8
Coding region: 746-1636 (296 amino acids)
Biological process (GO): sulfation
Cellular component (GO): cytoplasm
Molecular function (GO): sulfotransferase activity
Source: RefSeq, a predicted model, not a curated record
UUCAGAUGAAUGCCAGGACCCAAGGUUUCCAAGCAGAACACUACAUUGUAACAAGAUGAUCAACUGAAUGUUAUUCAUUUCAGCUGUCGGUGGUUUUAAUGUUUUGGCCAAUUUUCAGAUCAGACUUUCCAGUCUGUCCUGGUCACUCGACAUCCUCCUUCACCAGUACCUUCAUCCCAAGUCUAGCACCCUGAGACUGUACAAUAAGUGAAACAAGGAGGGCAGAGGACUGGUGUGAUUCAAAGCCACUUCUUCAAUCUGUCGGUGGUACACACCGUGCAUGGACUUGUUGCUGCUUGAGGUAUUCACUCGGGGCCAUCUUCCUGAUGCAUUCCUGGAUCUUGGUUGUUUCGUCCCAGACAGUGGCUCUGAUGCUCACCAGUCCUUAAUGUACAGUCUCAGGGUUCUGGACUGAAACAGUGGCCUCUAUAUCCUCUUUUGGCCAGCUUAUUAUAUCAAACUCAGAGUCUUCACUAAAUGGCCCUAUUGACUACACAGGGAUCAAAUGACCAGGACAGACAGGAAGUCUCAACUAGUGGGUGGUUCAAAGAUACAGGUCUGGGAGACUAUGGACCCAUAAAAGCCAAAAGUGAGUGAGUGCCACUCAAAUCACAUCUAGAACUCAGCUUGUGUUCAUGUGCUGAACAGAUUAAUUUGUCAUCAGAUGGGAGGACUGUUAAAGAUUUACCAUUGACACAAAUAAGCUCGGAUAAAAGGAAAAAAACAACCAGGAAAGAGCAACAAGAUGGAUGCGAUUUCUCGACCAGAACUGUUUGACUUUCAAGGAAUCUGGUUGACGCACUAUUAUACAGACAACUGGGAGAACUUUGAAAACUUUCAGGCCAGGCCAGAUGAUAUACUUAUUACAUCAUACCCCAAAGCAGGAAACACCUGGGUCGCCUACAUCCUUGACCUGCUGCAUGCUGGCCCAACAUCUAUUCGUCUCUUUGCAAAAGUGAUUCCCUUGGAGAUCUGCAUGCCACGUGUGCCAGGAAUAGGGUCUGCUCCACCAGUGCUAAAAGGAACAGAACUAGUGGACAGGCUCACCCACUCUCCUCGAAUCAUCAAGACUCAUCUUCCAGUCCAGUUUGUGCCAAAGUCCUUUUGGGAGCAAAACUGCAAGAUCGUCUACGUGGCCCGCAAUGCAAAGGACAGUGUGGUGUCUUACUUCCAUUUUGAACGCAUGACUAUGGUUCACCCAGAGCCUGAAGACUGGAGCAGCUACCUCCAGAGAUUCAUGGAGGGAAAGAUGGUCUUUGGAUCCUGGUACGACCAUGUGAGCGGCUUUUGGGAGAAGAAACAGCAUUAUCCAAAUCUCCACUACAUGUUCUACGAAGAUCUGAUCAAGGAUACUGGACAAGAACUAAACAGACUCUGCUGCUUUCUUGGUUUGUCUCCUUCAACUGAGGAGAAGGAAGCGCUUCUCAGAAGAGUGCAGUUUGAUGAAAUGAAAGAGUAUGACAAGGUUAACCAAUCAACGGUCGGAGUGAUGGAUUUCAAAAAAUCUUCCUUCAUGAGGAAAGGAAGAGUUGGUGACUGGAAGAACCAUUUCACUGUGGCCCAGAGUGAAGAGUUUGAUGAAGACUACAAGAAAAAGAUGAAGAAUCCUACCCUGCAGUUUCAUACUGAAGUGUAGAGGUUGUGAAGAGUCCUGAACUGAGAUGUGAUCAAACAGAUAAUCACGCUGAUGUUACUGAGUCUGAUGUUUAGUUUUAUUGACAAGAAUAUUGUCUGUUCUGUGGAGGACAUUUGUUCUUAUAAUGAUAACAACAGAUGUUAUAAAAUUGUCAAAGAAUUUGCAAAAAGCAAAUCAAAUCUUUAUGAAUGUCAGACUUUGGCAUUUAUGCAUUUGACCCAUGUUGACUGUUGAAGUGAUGAUUGCAUUUGUAUUUACCUAAAUUAACUGAAUUCAAUUUCAAAGAUUUCCUGGAAAUUACAGAUGACUGCAGUGGCACUUCAAAUAUUUUGUACAAUGCAUCAAGACUCAUCUUCGCUGUUUUUGCCAGGGUCCUCAGUGGGCUGUAUGUUACUGUUAUUACUAGGUCUGAAGAUCAGAAACUGAGUAAGGGGACUGAUGACAGUUUAAAUAAUGAAACCACUGAUGUUUGACCAUCACUGUGCAGAACAUUUUAUGUGCAGAGUUUGUUUUCAUCAAGCAUCAACCUUUGGGGCUGAAAAAACAAAGCCGGCAGGAAGUACCAUAAACUGAGGUUCUUUGAUGGCCACUUGAGGCUGGCUCCAGGCACCAGUCAAUCCCUAUAGACCCCCAUGUUAAAAUGCCCAACUUAACAGCAGAAAUAAACAUGUUUACAGCCUGGUACAAAAACUGUUUUGGUCUCUGUAACUAAUUUAGCCCUUCAUGGCAACUGUACAGGGAUUGAAUUUUAAUAUUAUGCACCGGUUUACAAUUUAUGAAGGCUUACUCAUAUUUAGCGGCAGGCUGUUUUGAGAGACAGGCUGUCUGCUGGAAAAACCUUUUCCCUUUCCUCUCUUCUGAGGUUUAGGCUUGCACAAAUCACAGUACAAAUUUGCUGACAGUGGCUCCCUAUGUUGUCCAACACACUCCCAGUGGUACCACUGAUGAGGGCAGUAUAGGGGCCUUUCCCAACCCAAUAUAAAAAUGUAAUAUUGUCAUACAGACAUUAACAACUUAAAGCUUACAUGGAUCAAAUACCCUUCCCUAGUCUCUAGAAAACAGUCAUGUUCAGUUGAUUGUAAAGUGUUGUAUAUUGUAUAGAUUAUUGGGAAAUGUAGAAAGAAAAAAAAGCAUCUUAAAAGCAUCAAAGUGAAAAACACGAAGAUGUUUACAUAAAUGUAAAUAUAUUAAUUGAUUUAUCAAGUUAUUUAUUUCUUGUAAUGAAAAAGGGAUAGCAUAUGAAGCUCAGCGUAAGUUCAACCAGGAAGACCUUUCUCGUGCUCACCCUUUCACAUUUUUUUCCAUCCCACUCUCCACUACUCCCUCUAAUCAGCUGACUAUAGGAGUAACUCCUCUAGUUAUCCAAUCACACUUUGCCAGGAUCUCUCAGCCAAUCAGGAUGCCACUGCAAAAUUUUAAAUCUGCUCUC